AUAUCCCUAAGAGCUUGCUCUUUUCUGAAGGGAAAUGAAGACAGGGAAAGGGGAGGCAGGCAGAGACUGAGAAGAGAGGACGAAGAAAAGACUUCAUUCAGGAUCUAUUGUAUGAGAGAAGAAUAAAGAAAAAUUUAAAAAGACAAUAAUGUGUAAGCUGUGUGGGCAGGACAGACACAUCAAAACUAUGGAGAAACCCUCAGAGGCAGGUGUGAGUGGGUGUGGACACACACAUCAGAGCAUUCACGAGGCACGUCCCUUUGAUCAUUUCACUUACGGAAGUAGGAGUUUAUUGCUGUUCACCAGUUCACUGUCACAUCUCCCAUUCGCAAUGGGCACACCAAGGGUCUACUUCAGUUUAAAGACACCCACCACUCCAGGGCCUCUGUGUGCAUCGCCUCCAUCUCGUCCCUCAGACGCCUGCCGGUGCCCACGUUCCCACAGGUUGGCUCUGAAACUCAGUUGUGCUGGGCUCGUCCUUCUUCUCCUGACCGUGGUUGGACUGAGUGUUUUAGUGCGAGUCUUAAUACAAAAGCCAUCAAUAGAAAAAUGCAGAGUGGAUAUUCCAAGGAUCGUGGCUAGCUCAACAGAGAGUCCAAUUCAGCUAACGUGCUCCAACGACUGGCGGCCACACCGAGAGAAAUGCAUACAGUUUUCCCAGGAGAACGGUGUUUGGAAGGAAGGUCUAUCUAACUGCACUAGAAAAGGAGCCACUUUGCUGCUCAUUCAAGACCAAGAAGAACUGAGAUUCGUAAAGGACUCGAUAAAGGAAAGAGGCAAUUCAUUUUGGAUUGGACUAAAUUACUCAUUGCCAGACAAGAACUGGAGAUGGAUAAACGGCUCCACUUUAAGUUCUGAUGUAUUCAACAUCAUCGGUGAUGCUGAAAGAAACAGCUGUGUCAUUGUCUCAAAGGGCAACCUGGUUUCUGAGAACUGUAAUUCAGACAACAAGUGGAUCUGCCAGAAGGAUCCAAAAUGUCUCUGAAACCAGGUGUAAUGACUCCUGAUACUGAAUUUUACCUCAUUUCCUUUAUCAUACAGAUCUUUGCACUCCCUCUGUCUAGGCUGUUGGCCCAAACAGUGCACAGUUGGUGACACAAAGCAUGGACUCUAAAACCACUGUGACUCCUACAGAUGCCCGUGUUCUGUUUCUUUGUUCUGAAGAGAGGAUAGAGACACUGAUGUGUCAUUUCAGAGAAGUGCUCUGUGGACAGAAGCCCAGACAGCUGAGGAGCACUGGGUUCUAAUCCUGAAGUCUGUGACCCUCACUCUCUGUGUCUGAGGUCAUCCUCAAACAGCAUAGAUGACCAUUUGCAAAAACAUUAUUAAAAUGCUCUUAAUAUGGGGACUGAUGGCACAUGCCCCGCAGUGCGCAUGAAUGGCACUGCGAAGGCUGAGCCAGGAGGAUCCCGAGUUGAAGGCCAGCCUGGGUGUGGUGGAUUAAAUGAGGAAUGUCCUCCUAGCCUUUGGCAUUUUAUCACUUGGUCCCCCAGUAGGAUGCACUGUUGGGGGGGAGGUUUAGGAGUGCAGCCUUGCUUGAGAAAGUGUGUCCCUGGAGGUGGCCUUUGAGACUAGAAACCUCAAUUGUAGUUUCCUCUGUUUCAUGCUUUCAGUUCCUGAUGUGAGCUCUCAGCUUUCUGCUCCAGCCACCCUGCUUCCUGCCUUCUUCCUGCCAUUAUGGA
Molecule: messenger RNA, 1682 nt
Organism: Microtus ochrogaster (prairie vole)
Lineage: Eukaryota; Metazoa; Chordata; Mammalia; Rodentia; Cricetidae
Product: killer cell lectin-like receptor subfamily B member 1A
Exons: 6
Coding region: 149-985 (278 amino acids)
Biological process (GO): regulation of natural killer cell mediated cytotoxicity
Cellular component (GO): plasma membrane; cell surface
Molecular function (GO): signaling receptor activity
Source: RefSeq, a predicted model, not a curated record